Messenger RNA from Manis javanica (Malayan pangolin), 1750 nucleotides. NCBI's taxonomy places the organism in Eukaryota, Metazoa, Chordata, Mammalia, Pholidota, Manidae. The record is from RefSeq and is a predicted model, not a curated record.
AUGUCCCACCAGUUCCUCUUCAGCCACACUGCCGACUUUCUCUUUAGCGUCUGUCACAGCAUCUGCAAGGGUGGGGCUGAGCUCUUCCUUCCCAUCCCUGUGCCCAGGUCAGAGCACUCGCCAGGCAACCAGUUUGAGGCCAUGGAGAUCCAGGCACGUCUGUCUUACACGGUUCAACGUGACUGUCACACGUGCUUAUCCCGUUGCCUUCUAGCUCGGUCGCCUGAGAAAGUCAAAGAAAGAACCCCAGUAAAGAAGAUCAUCAUUUCCUUGAAGAUCAAUGACCCCCUGGUCACUGAAGUCGCCUUCGCCACGGCCCUGAAGAACCUCUACAUGAGCGAGGUGAAGAUGGACAUGGACGACGUGCUGGGGGUCCUGGCUUCCGCUCACAUUCUCCAGUUCAGCAGCCUGUUUCAGAGGUGUGUGGCCAUGAUGAUGAGCGGACUCACUCCAAGCACCAUCAAGAACUUUUACCUGGCCGGCUGCAAGUACAAGGAGGAGGAGCUCACCACCGCCUGCGAGAAGUGGCUGGAAAUGAACUUGGUCCCUCUGGUGGGGACACAGAUCCACUUCCGCAAAAUCCCGCAGAAGCUGCUCCACAAAGUGCUGAAGUCCCCCAGCUUCCCCAAGAAUUGCUCCUUUCUGGAUGGGGACACCGGCCAGAGCUUGAUGCCGCUUUUCCUGUGCCUGCACCUGCAUGGCAUCACCAAAGGCAAAGAUCUGGAGGAGUUAAAGCACAUUAACCUCUUCCCAGAGUCCUGGCUGGUCAGAGUUAUGGCCAACCAUUACCACGCACUGGAGAAUGGGGGUGACAUGGCCCAUGUGAAAGAUCUUACCACCCAGUCUGUGAGAUUUGGGCUGCUCUUUAACAAGGAGUAUACAACUUAUUCAGAAAUGAUUGCCAUAUACGGAUUCUUCUUUGAAAUAAAGGGACUCAAACAUGACACUACCUCUUACAGUUUUUACAUGCAGAGAGUAAAGCACACGGACUUGGAGUGUCCCUCCUCGGCCUGCGAGCAAGGGCCCAUUAGCCUGAGAGCAGAACGCUUGGUGACAUACGAGAUCAGAGCCCAGGCCCUGGUGGACAGCAGGUGGCAGGAGUUCAGGACGAGCCAGAUCACACAGAAGUUCGGGUUCGUCAAGCCAUCCCGCAAGAGCCGUGUGUUAAAAGUCCAAACUGUGGGUAUCCCAGUCUAUGCAAGUUUCUCAUUCAUCUUCCCAGUAUCUUGACAGUUCCAGAAGAAUCUACAGGAUUUUUUUUUCUGUCACCAGUCUGCAUAAAAGAAAAUAAAAUGAUAUGAAGGGGACUACUCAACUAUUCAGCUGACUUUCUUGGUUCAAAUGGUCUCAUUAGAACUUUUGCCCACUGUCUUAGUACAUUUGGGAUGCUAUAAUAAAAUACCUCAGACUGGGGUGGUUUAUAAAGAACACAAAUUUAUUAUGGUUCUGGAGGCUGGAGCCCAAGAACAAGAUGGUGGUGGAUUCAGAUGCCUGAUGAGAGCCCUCUUUGGUGUGUAGACAGGUGUCUUCUCGCUGUGUCCUCACAUGGUGGGGGGCACCAGGAAGCUCUCUGGGGCCUCUUUUGUAAGGACUCUAAUCCCAUUCGAGAGGCUCCACCCCUAAUGCCAUCACCUUUGGGGGUUAGGUUUCAACAUGAAUUCUGAGGAGACACAUUCAGACCAUAGCACCUGCAUUUGUACUUUUGAGGAUGGGGAGUACCAGACCUGAGUCCACUUGCCAUCACUGGUUC